Messenger RNA from Penaeus vannamei (Pacific white shrimp), 1434 nucleotides. The record is from RefSeq and is a predicted model, not a curated record. NCBI's taxonomy places the organism in Eukaryota, Metazoa, Arthropoda, Malacostraca, Decapoda, Penaeidae.
AUGCAAUAUUACAUGCGUCAAAAAUCAUAUGAGUAUAUGAAAAAUAGGUACUGCACAGUUUACAGACAUCGAUCACAUGACCAUGAUGCCUCAAGCCUGGAGCGCUAUGAAGGUGACGUAGGAGAGAAUGAAGAUCGUGAUGACAACGGGGAAGACCAUCCUGGCAGAGUGCAUGAUGAUGACGGCCCUGGGCUUGCCGACGUGCCAUCUCAAGGCGCGGGCCUUUCCCACCUGGAAGUAAGCGCUUGUGUCACUUGGAGGGCGGGGUUUGGGAGUUGGGGGUUUGGAGUGCAGGGUGCAGUGCAGGGGUUUGGGGUGCAGGGGGGUUUGGGAGUGCAGGGGUUUGGCAGGGGUUUGCAGGGGUUUGGGAGUGCAGGGGUUUGGGAGGCAGGGGUUUUGGGAGGCAGGGGUUUGGGAGUGCAGGGGGGUUUGGGAGUGCAGGGGUUGGGAGUUUUGGGAGUGCAGGGUUUGGGAGUGCAGGGGUUUGGGAAGUGCAGGCAGGUUUGGGAGUGGCAGGGAUUUGGGAGUUUUGGGAGGGCAGGGGUUUGGGAGUGCAGGGUUUGGAGUGCAGGGGGGAGUGCAGGGAUUUGGGAGUGCAGGAGUGCAGGGAUUUGGGAGUGCAGGGUUUGGAGUGCAGGGAUUUGGAGUGCAGGGGUUUGGGAGUGCAGGGGUUUGGGAGUGCAGGGAUUUGGGAGUGCAGGGUUUGGGUUGGGAAGUGCAGGGAGUUUUGGGAGUGCAGGGGUUUGGGAAGUGCAGGGGUUGGGAGUGCAGGGAUUUGGGAGUGCAGGGGUUUGGGAGUGCAGGGAUUUUUUGGGAGUGGCAGGGAUUUGGGAGUGCAGGGAUUUGGGAGUGCAGGGGUUGGGAGUGCAGGGGUUGGGAGUGCAGGGAUUUGGAGUGCAGUUUGCAGGGGUUUGGGAGUGCAGGGUUUGGGAGGCAGGGAUUUGGAGUGCAGGGUUUGGGAGUGCAGGGGUUUUGGGUGCAGUUUUGGGAGUGCAGGGGGUUUGGGAUGCAGGGGUUUGGGGUGCAGGGGUUUGGGCAGUGCAGGGGUUUGGGAGUGCCAGGGGUUUGGGAGUGCAGGGAGUGGCAGGGUUGGGAGUGCAGGGAUUUGGGAGUGCAGGGAUUUGGGAGUGGCAGGGUUUAGGGGGUUUGGGGUGCAGGUUUUGGAGUGCAGGGAUUUUGGGAGUGCAAGGGGUUUGGGAGCAGGGGGGUUUGGGAGUGCAGGGAUUUUGGAGUGCAGGGGUUUUGGGAGUGCAGGGGUUUUGGAGUGCAGGGCGGGAGUGCAGGGAUUUGGGAGUGCAGGGGUUUGGGAGUGCAGGGAGUUGGGAGUGGUUUUGGGGAGUGCAGGGAUUUGAGAGGAUGAAUAUUACAAUUUUGUCAAAUUUGAAGAAAUACAGCCGAGACAAAAUAUCAAUGACAAAGUGUGUAAAUGUUUAA